GUGAAAAAGUUUAAUUGCUCAUGUUUUUGUACUGAGAAAUUGUCGAGUGACGCUAAUCUAUCUGAUUAUGCUACUCCCUCUUUGUCCACCAAUUCAGUCUGAAGAGUGAUUUCAAGCGUAAAGCAUGAGUUCUAGUGAUAGUCCUGAUGGGAAAUUUGAGGUGUCUACUCAAGAAUUGUCUCCAAGAGCGACACUGAGCCACGAGGCAUACCCAAAAAUGAAAUUCAGUUGGAAAUUGUGGAAAUCUCGACGGUACAUCGUCACUGUUAUGAGCCUUUUGGGAUUCUUCAAUGUCUAUGCUUUGAGAGUGAGUCUUAGCGUUGCCAUUGUUGCAAUGACUCAAAAAGUUAAUGUUACCCUUGAAAAUGGAACCAUUGUUGAAGAACAAGAAUUUGACUGGGAUUCCAAACAGCAAGGACUAGUCCUUAGUUCAUUCUUCUACGGGUAUAUCUGGACCCAGCUUGUUGGUGGGAUUUUGGCUGCUCGUUUUGGGGGACACAUUGUUUUUGGUGUUGGAACAGGAGUGAGUUCGAUUUUGAUGAUGCUUUCACCAGUUGCAGCCAAGCAAGGGGUCAUACCGUUGAUAAUUACAAGAGUGUUAAUAGGUUUAUUUGAAGGUGUAUCGUAUCCUAGUAUUCAGGAUGUAUACGCUCAUUGGGCACCGAUUUACGAAAGGACUACCAUUACUGGAAUAGUACAUAGUGGAAGUCAAAUAGGAACUUUUACAUCCUUCCUUGUAUCUGGACUGUUUGCCCAAUAUCUCGGUUGGGAAAGCAUCUUCUAUGUCUUUGGGGGCAUAGGUUGUCUUUGGUUUAUCAUGUGGAUGAUCUUCAUAAAGAGAGAUCCAGCAAGUGAUCCACGAAUUUCUCCCGAAGAAAGAGCCUAUAUUGAAUCAAAUCUUGAGGAACCGAAUCCCAAUAAAAAUGUUCGACGGCCUUGGAAGUCAAUUUUCACAUCUUCAGCUGUUAUAGCUCUCGUUACUACUAACGUCUGUGAUACUUGGUCCACUUACACCUUCUUAACGCAAAUUCCGACGUUCCUGAACGAUGUAUUAAAGUACGAUCUUGGAACUACGGGUAUUCUAGCAGCAGCUCCGUAUUUAAUGUUCAUCAUCAUGGUCUUCAUAGUUAGUCCACUCAGUGAUUUUCUUCGGACCAGGAAAUUUCUCACCACUCAACAAGUACGGAAAACCUUUAUUGGUUUCGGUUUUCUCGUUACCGGAGCCUUCCUUGCAAUUAUGUCCAAUUUGGACAAUGUUACUGCUAUUAGUGCCUGCCUUAUACUAGCAGUUGGAAUAACUGCAUUUUCGAAAACAUCGUAUUUCGCAAAUCCUCUGGACUUUGCUCCCAAUUACGCUUCAGUUAUUAUGGGGAUCUCUAAUACUUUUGGAACCGUUCCUGGAAUCGUUGCUCCAACAUUCGCAGGAUUUAUGGUUCAGAAUGGAACUCAAGAAGAAUGGAGAGUCGUAUUCUACAUUGCAGUUGGAUUUUGUGUCUUCGGGACUAUAGUAUUCGGGAUCUUUGGGAAAGGAACAGUUCAACCCUGGGCUCAGACCGAUAUUACAUCAAAAACGAAACCAUCAGAAGAAGUCCAAACAUCCCAAGUGUCUAAAACGUUAUGAAGAGAAUAAAACUAAAUAUUUAAUGGCUUGUUUAA
Messenger RNA from Phlebotomus papatasi, 1656 nucleotides. RefSeq names its product vesicular glutamate transporter 1-like. The transcript is spliced from 6 exons. Gene Ontology annotation, biological process: transmembrane transport; monoatomic anion transport. NCBI's taxonomy places the organism in Eukaryota, Metazoa, Arthropoda, Insecta, Diptera, Psychodidae. Bases 125 to 1621 code for a protein of 498 amino acids. Gene Ontology annotation, cellular component: plasma membrane. Gene Ontology annotation, molecular function: transmembrane transporter activity. The record is from RefSeq and is a predicted model, not a curated record.